Molecule: messenger RNA, 2828 nt
Organism: Etheostoma spectabile (orangethroat darter)
Lineage: Eukaryota; Metazoa; Chordata; Actinopteri; Perciformes; Percidae
Product: zeta-sarcoglycan
Exons: 8
Coding region: 358-1293 (311 amino acids)
Biological process (GO): heart contraction; cardiac muscle tissue development
Cellular component (GO): sarcoglycan complex; sarcolemma
Source: RefSeq, a predicted model, not a curated record
UCCUCAUUCCGUCUGACUUGAUUGUGGUUGGGUUUUGGAGGAGAGCGAAUCGUCUCCUCAGCUCCUCGAAGGAAAAGUGAGCCGCCGACGGAAGCACCUGAACCUGCGUGUCCUAAUAAGACUGGAGCGUGUUUGAACACUAGUCACGGUCCAUAAUACAGCUUCAAAUAUAUUGAAAGCAGGCCUACUGUUAUUAUGUGGAUAAAAACAUGACUUGUUUAACCCGUUGGAUAACUGUAUUUCUUUCUGAACGGGAGCGAGCGUGCUCAGCUAGCUCGCGCGGCGUGGCUAAACUUCGUGCACUUAGCUUGUUUCAACUUUGUGGAAAUAUGUGACUGUGACGAAUGAGACUGGAACAUGGAGCAGUCGGCUACUCUCGACAUAGAGACGCUGAAGAUUACCCAGGAGCAGUUUAUGCUCGCAUCCCAGUCUGUGCAUCUCCAGCGACCAGGCUGUGAUGCCGUGUACCCAGUGGGACUGUAUGGCUGGAGAAAGAGAUGCCUCUACUUCUUUCUGCUGCUGCUACUGGUCACCAUGAUAGUUAACCUGGCCCUCACUGUCUGGAUCAUAAAGGUCAUGCAUUUCUCAGUGGAUGGAAUGGGAAACCUUCAGCUGAAGCAAGACGGGAUUCGUCUGGAGGGAAUCUCUGAGUUUCUCCUGCCUCUCUAUGUGAAUGAGAUCCAGUCCAGAAGGGACAGCUUGUUGGUCUUGGGGUCAAAAACGAAUGUAACACUGAACGCCAGAAACAGCCAAGGCCAGCUGACCGGUCAGCUCACACUGGGACCUGAUGCCGUGGAGGCCCAGUGCCAGAGGCUGGAGAUUCGAAGUAAAGAUGGAAGCAGACUGCUGUUCACUGCAAAUGAGGAGGAGGUCAUCAUGACAACAGAAAAGUUCACUGUCACAGGCUCGGAAGGCGCUGUGUUUGGACAUUCAGUAGAAACUCCCCUGAUCCAGGCGAGAGCUUCUGAAGACCUGAAGCUUGAGUCUCCAACACGGACCCUGACCAUGGAAGCUCCCAGAGGGGUGGAGGUCAACGCUCCCAAAGGGCCGCUAAAGGUCAGUGGUCGAAAGGAUCUACAGCUGGAGUCCACAGAAGGAGAGAUACUUUUAGAUGCCAACACUAUUCAGCUGGGUAGUCUCCCGCUGGGCAUCUACACAGUGUCACCCAGUCAGGCCUCCAAGGAGCAGGCUGUAUACGAGGUGUGUGUCUGCCCCAGUGGCAAGAUCUACCUCUCUCCUGCAGAGACCAGCUCCACUUGCCAGGCCAUGAGCAACAUCUGUCUCUGGAGCUGACCCGGUAGCAGCAUUGGUGAUGGAGGCCCCCUUUAACAUCUGCUCUGGAGCUGUUGAGUUUGAGAAUCCUCCGUUGGUACAUUUGACGGAUAGUGAAACUCACCUCAGCGGAGAUGGAUCUUGGACUCUGAUCUGAGUUCAGAUCAGUACAGAAGCAUCCGAGUCCGCUGUGUCCCUGUGAUGGUCUGUUGGACGUCAGAACCCCUGACAGUAUUUGAACAAUAGCAGCUCUCUGAAAUCCAUUUCCACUACCUUAUAUUAGUCAAAUGACACACCCUUUAUUUUUCUACUUGGUUUGACUUGCAGUGACUGUUUUCAACAUUCAGAAAGAAUACAUAAGAAAAGGUGAAACACAGUGGCCUUUAGCUUUGAAAGAACUUAUAUUGCAUCUAAAAAUGAACCUGUCUUUGCAAUCAUAGAGAAAUAGCUAAAGGUUUUUAAAGUUGUGAUGUUAGGAAGAAAAGUAAGCACAAUUCUAUCAUGUUUCCCCCUCAAAAUCCAGAUUGUUUUUAGUAAUUUCAUAGACAUUUUAGUUUUUUUCACAAUGUUAGCAGCUGUGUUAUUUGAAAUUAAACAUGUGUUUUUAUGUGCCCCAUAUUGUACUUAAUGAUUAACUGUGAUUAAGACCAGUUAAAACAGAUACACAUGCGGUUUUGAAUGUUCAGGUAAAGGUUCACAGGACUUCCUCACUUUAUAGGUAAUUAUUCUACCUUUUCUUGAUGAUGUUACUACAAAAUGAGAGAUGUUCUGUAGGGUAAGAAAACAAUCUCAGUUGUUUGAUUACUUUAAAGCACUUCCACUUUGAAUGAAUUUUAAAUUCUGGGAUUUAGAAACCGCAGUUGAGGUCUUACCACAUGUUCUAUUUAGUAGCUGUUCUAGAGCUUUAAUUUUAUUUUCAUAUGACCAUUACCAUGGCUAAGAAGUUAAUUAAAUUCACUAUUAAUACCGAUAAGGAUCACGUGUUGUGAUCAAAAGCUCUAGAACAGCUACUAAAUUGACCUUAUGGCAAAAGUUGUUUUUUUAAUAUUACUGUAUAAUUACAAAAUUAAUAUUAGUAUUAAAUUGCUAAAUUUGAAAAAAUAAAUUGUCAUUUUAUUACCUGCUAUUAACGCUCACUUCCCUAGGAGGCAGCGCUCCACUGUGGAGUUUGACUGGAGAGGCUGGCUGACCUUGGCACUGCAGCUGAGAAUGAAGCAGGCGGCCAUGUGUCAGCAGGCCUGCUGGUGUGAAAUGCCUCGCUCCACUCCACUUCCUCAUCCUCCAUCGUCGCCUUUUGGCAGAGACUGGCUAGUUUGGUAAGAGCCAUGAUGGCACUCUAACAAGAGCUUAGCUGCCCUGCCCGCUACCUGCUAUUAUCCUAAUAGUUGGCUGAAACAAAUACUGAAGUGAACUGAGUAGCUUGGUACCUUUUUGGGUUGUUUUUGUUUAACAAUUUGUGAGAUUAGGGUUGUGGCCAUUCUGGUGGUAUUUUUGAACAGAUAACAGACAUAUUUCUGAGCAUUUCUCCAACACGGGUGUGACAUAGAUUUUAUGAU